Coniophora puteana RWD-64-598 SS2 is the source of this 1546-nucleotide messenger RNA. RefSeq lists its product as uncharacterized. Gene Ontology annotation, cellular component: Ino80 complex. The record is from RefSeq and is a predicted model, not a curated record. Bases 1 to 1308 code for a protein of 435 amino acids. The transcript is spliced from 9 exons. NCBI's taxonomy places the organism in Eukaryota, Fungi, Basidiomycota, Agaricomycetes, Boletales, Coniophoraceae.
AUGUCCGCAUCCUUUUCUGUCCACAACUCAACUUGGCCUCCAGAUCCUCCAGCUCCCAAUGUGGGAUAUCUCAGUCGCAAAGCCCUACCGAUCAAGCGUGCUGAUUCAGUGCCACUCUCCAGAGAAGACGUACAAUACGAUCUUCUCCAACAUAUAUUUGCCGACAAGAACGUCGUCUUUACCAGCCAGGCCCCGGGCACCAUUGGCAAAGUCCACUUCUGCGACUUAUACGUGAAUGCGAUCUACCACUCGACCAGGUGCUCCAAAGUCCUCAAGGACAAGAUGGUGGAAACACCUGCCUUUGCAGUGGAGCUCGCAAAGCUAUCCCUCCUGACCAAUGUGGGGCGCAUAAACACCACCAUGGCGUUCUUUCCUGAGAUGAAAACGGCACUCCGGUCAUAUCAUCCUGUGCCAUCUCUUCAGAAGACGGACGGGAACGCUCAGGACGCGCCUCGUAUCAAGAACUGCCUCAAGGCGGCCUUGCUUCCAUCCGAAUACAGGGUUAUGCCGCCGUCAACACCUGAGGAAAUAUUGGAAAAGAGCCGGGCGCGAACUUUGCCUCCUACAAGUGUCGUGAAUUUGAUUUUCGUGCUUGCGAACCAUGCCGCGCCCCUGGCGAAUGUUCACUUCGAGUCGCCGCUUAACUUUUUGGACCUUUUCCUGCCCGUCAGACUGUCAUCAGCUGAUCGGGCUCGAGCAUUUCUCUGGCUCAUCUUCCAUUAUCUAGAAGGCCCAGACGAGCCUAAUCCGUUCGACGACAGUUAUUCUAGGCAACAUCCAGGGAAAAUUCCACGAAUAAGACAAUUAACCGAACCGGAGGCGGCGAUUGAGAAUUGCGAUACCGAAGAGGAGCUUGAAUGGGGCAGCAUGAUGUCUGCCAAGCGGCGCACAUUUCUCAAGAGACUGAUAGAAAAUCAAGACCGUGAGGGGCCGUCGCCGGUAUCAAGAGCUACCGUCAGCAGUACAAAUAUGAGCACAUCGCAGUCUAAGGCUCGAAAUAACCACGAACAGAAUGGGGAGAGAGCAUACAUUCCCUAUGUGCCUCACGUUGCUUCCCUUUCCAUUCCAAACCAAGUGUGCACAAAUGCAGCACCGGGCCAAACAUCGGCACCCGUGCCUACAUCUGCGGCUCCUUCACAGGGAACUCAUUCGAUGCUAGAGCAUGCCUGGAACGUUAUAAGAUCGACGGAUCCCCUCGCCGACUCAGACGAAGAGUUAAUGGACGAACGUGUUCUGGCAGACUAUUCCCGUCGAGUGGAAGUGAUUAGCCGACUCAGAGGGCGACCUCCGACUCCUCCUGUGACCUAACGGCCUUGAGACCAGCAACGUUCUUUGGUAGCCAUACAGCAAGACUGUUGUGAUCCAAGUGACCACUGGCGUAGAUGAAGGGUCUCGAUAUUCUUUUGCAAAGAUAUAAUAGUUCCGAUGCAUGACGCAGGGCCAGAUUGCAGAUGCAGACACACAGGUUUACUCGAGAGUCGCACAUAUUUACGCGUAGUCUAUUAUGAUAAUCCAACGUUGACGUUGCAGCACCCGGGCCACCCCC